Babesia ovata is the source of this 3210-nucleotide messenger RNA. Its product is annotated as calpain family cysteine protease domain-containing protein. Lineage: Eukaryota; Apicomplexa; Aconoidasida; Piroplasmida; Babesiidae. The record is from RefSeq and is a predicted model, not a curated record. The transcript is spliced from 2 exons. Gene Ontology annotation, biological process: proteolysis. Bases 1 to 3210 code for a protein of 1069 amino acids. Gene Ontology annotation, molecular function: calcium-dependent cysteine-type endopeptidase activity.
AUGGCUCCGGACAGAUGUUCAUGCUUUGCUAGGAUUUCGCGUACAUCUGGACGCGAAGGUGGUUGCAACAACGGAGGUUGCAACGCUGCCGACACAACUGAGGCAGUGAAUGCCGACAACCCUCUGUUGGAUUCUAUCGUGUUGCGUAGUUCAUCAUUGGGUAAUUUCAUUGCGCCCCCGUGGCAUUUGAUUAGCCCUUGUGAAUCUAGCGUGGUCGAUAAACUUUGGGAAGACCCCGAAGGGCACCCCGAGCUAACUUCUAAACAGAAGAGUCGCCUGUCUCGUUGGGUACGUUUUUUCUGGGGCGAUGGCAAGAAGUGUUUCUUCGCCUCUGCUCCCAACAGUGGGCGCAUAAAGCAAGGGUUCGUUGCCGACUGUUCCUUUCUAUCAUCCUUGGCCGCCCUCGCAGAUUACGAAUCUCGACACUCUGUCCCUUUAUUAACGAACAUCAUAAAGUUUGUUACAAUCGGCCCCAACGGUUACGAGGAUUUGGUGCAGCCAACACAGGGAUGCACUGAGGCGCCUCUAACAACCGAUUCCGACAUCGCCAUAGGGGUUAAGUUAUACUUCAACGGUAUUGCCAGGUGUGUCGUUGUGGAUGACUGGGUUCCCGUUAGGGCCGACGGCCGCCUGCUAUGCGCGCAUUCUUCGGAUCGCACCGAGUGCUGGGUGAGUAUCCUCGAGAGGGCGUUUGUAAAGCUGAACGGCGGCCGCUACACCAUCCGCGGCACUAACCCUGGAAUAGACAUAUACCAUUUGACUGGGUGGAUCCCGGAUAUAAUCUUUUUACAGCCGAGCGGUUGCGUCCCUCCUGGCGUUGCGACCUCCGCUGACCGUUCUACAAACAAAUGGAACGACACGUGGGACGUUAUUUACGCGGGCUUCUGCGGAGGCUCCUGCGUUGUGUGCCUCGGCACGAGCGACUUCGCGGAUGCUGUUCCAGUCGGUCAGGAUAGACCAGAGGGCAUUUCCGUUGCCUCCGGCAUCGUCAGUGACCAUGCCUACAGCAUGCUCGACAUGAAGGAGGUGCAGAUGCCCAACAAGCGUCGAAUACGUUUAAUGUACUUGAAGAACCCCUGGGGAAGUAUUUCUUGGACGAAGCGAUUUUCUCCGUCCGACUCAAAAUCUUGGACACCGGAAAUGCAGAAGACCCUAGGCUACGUUCCUAACCCUUCGGAGGACAAUGGAAUGUUCUGGAUUGAGUGGAAUGACGUGUUAAAAUGGUUUUCGCACCUGUACGUUGCGUGGAAGCCCAGCAUCUUCCGCAGUCGUGUAACCUUACACCACGUCUGGGAACCCAGCCCGCAAUUCCUUGAUUCUUGGGCACCCGAUGACAUGUCCCUCUCUAUGUACAACCCGCAAUUCAGUGUAGUCGUAUCGUUUGGUAAUUCCAACUCCGCCACCCUCUGGUUAAUGCUGAUCCAGCAUCGCCGGGACUUCGAGGAGCCCUUGAAGUACCUGGCAAUGCAUGUAUUUUCGCGCAAAGACGCCGUCGUUUGCCCCGCUAUACCCGAAGUUCAGGGCGUGUACAACAACGGCGAGUGUAUUUUGUUGAAGCUUAUAGUUAAGUUAAGCUCGUUUAGCGAAUCUCCCGUCAAGCAUAUGCUGACGGGUGACCCCGUUAUCGCUUGUACUGUGGAUGACGAGUCAAGUGUGAUGGUACUCGUCUCGUAUUAUUCCAAGAAAGUGGAGAGCGCAGCGCCAUUCACGAUUCGCGCGCUGUCUUCAAGACCUAUAAAGUUGACCCCGAAACCCUGCGUCGUCCGACCGGACUGGCACAGGACUGUAAUACAAGGAGAGUGGACUGACAGCAACAGCGGAGGCAGUCCCCAAAACAUAUGGACGUAUUUUAAGAAUCCGCAUUACAGGCUGUUCUUUCCCGAGAAAUGUGAGGCUGUUGUUUUGCUGGAGUCCGCCAGCCCCCUUUCGGUGAACCUCCGGAUUUUCAAUGGGCGUAUAGCUACUAUCCGUGCUCUAAAAGCUGGACAGUUGACCUCUUCGGAUGAAUAUAGGGUUAACUGUUGUUCCGUAUCCGCCGCCAACUUCUGCGGCCAUUACGUCGUCAUUCCUUCCGCAUAUCGCGCCAGCGACCAUGGCGCGUUCAGGAUAAUUGUACGCUCGAGCAAAGAAUGCAGUAUAUCUCCAUUGCCCUACCCGCAAUCGCCCGUUCCCUCCACCUUGGGAUUAAUCAGUCAACGUGUCGACAUGCAGGGCCCUCUUAACAUUCAAGUGUCCUGUCCGACGUUGGUAUCGAUUCGGAUAAAGGUGCCAACCGAACUUUUAAGUGACAACUUCGCGCUGCUGGGGUCAUCUGCCGGGGCCCCACACCCGCAGCCUCGGGACGCCUGCUUCGGCUUUGAGGCAGAAAACAAGUUCUUCUGUCUCUCUUUGGCGUGCAACGUCUGCGGUGGCGCAGGCGGCAGGUUACGCCAAAUAACCAAAAACGACCCGCUACGUGGUCACGCCGAUGGAUAUGAUUUGGUGCUGUACAGUGACCUGAAUGGUGGGAACUCCAACACGGGGCGCACCCCGUCUGCGUCCGCUCGUUACCUGUUCGAGAACGAACGGGUGAUAAACUUCACCCUGGCCGAGCUGCAGCCCACCAAGGUUCCAUACAGGCUGUGUUGCAUCGGCGGCGUCUCGCGAGGGAUGCGUGCUGGAGUCGGCGGACGCGUCGAUGAUGCACGUUAUGAUGUUGUUGAUGGGCAUGUUGCACUGCUCCUGGUCCGUGGGCGACCUGAGGUAGGAGCAGUAGUUGAGCACGCGCCCGAUGUACUCGUCCAGUUGGUUGAUUUCGCGGUUGGGGGUAAUGUUCGGUGUAACGGCCUUCGAUUCGCCGUUGGAUCCCUGACUGGAUGCUUGGUUUCCCUGGCCGUCAGCUUUGGCGUACGGCGAGUUGGGGCCGGAAUGGAAUAUGCCGAAAUCGUCGCUGAGUAUGGCGCUCAGACAUCCCAAGAUGUCGAUCUUGUACGUGUGUAUGGCGGCGCAGAUGGCGUACAUGACCGCCGGCAUGAUUCCCAUGCGGCAGACUGGUCCGAUCAUGGUUUUAAUGUUGCGAGUAAAUCUGAAAACUCGCAGCUUGGAGUACUCCACGAAUAUUUCUCGCGAGUAGUUGAGUCUGAAAUCCAGCAGCUUGAACCCCCCGGUGCUGAAGUUCAUGCUCAGUUUGCAUGGCGUGGCGUACGGUGCUACGAACAUGAGCCCGAGUAG